UGAGUGUCUGUGUGUGUGUGUCUGUGUGUGAGUGUGUGUGAGUGUGUGAGGACAGUUGUCGUGCAGCAGGUGCUGCAGCUUGUUGGUGAUUUUUUUAGAAACGACUGAAGCUCCCAGUCAGCUGUGAAUGCAGCGCGAGGCAAAGACCAGAACCCUGAGUGGGACACAACAGACUUCAGACUACGGGACGGACCUGAACACAGUCCUGGAGGGUCCGGAGAGUCCUCGAGGGUCCUGCAGGUGUUUGAGUCAGUGUUUUCUCUCCGGCUAAUUUCCUGGACAGACUCAGGAUCAGUCGAAGUUCUGUCCUUCCUGACUGACACACUGAAGGUGUUUUGGUCUGGAUGAGAUGGACCCUCGCCACAGUAAGCCCCGCCCCCCGCCUGCUGCUGUUUGCUCUGCACGAGCAGACCAGACAAACAGAUGAGAGUCCAUGUUACAACAGACAGACAGACAGAGAGAGAGACAGACGGGUGACACACCACACUGUUUCUGCAGAGCAGAUGGAGCCAAAACACACAGCGUUACCAUGGAAACACUGCAUCCACCUGACGCUGCUGCUGGUCCAGCUGAGUUUACCUGAAGUCGGAGCUUCCUGUCGUAUCCUGAGGUGUAACUCUGACUUCGUGGCUGCGACACUGGACCUGGGCAGCAGCGGAGCAGCAGGAGGAGCACCUGGCGGCGCAGCCCUCAGCAGGGAGGCUAUGAACGCUGGUUACUGCAGCGCCCUGCGCUCCUACUCCAUGUGCACCAAGCGGACGGCGAGGGCGUGUCGCGGGGACCUGGCCUAUCACUCUGCUGUUCAGGGCAUCGAGGACCUGCUCAUCCAGCACCGCUGCCCCCGGGCGGGGCCCACCGCCCUGCCGCGGCCCCUGCCUCCGGGCACGCUGUCCGGAGACGCCUGCCUCUACGAGAGGAGCUUCUCCGCCAGAGAGGGCCGCGAACCAGAGUACCUGCACUGUGGCGUGUUCGGAGACCCGCACGUUCGAACCUUCAACGACGACUUCCAGACGUGCGCCGUGCAGGGGGCGUGGCCUCUUAUAGACAACGAGUACCUGUAUGUACAGGCCACCAGCUCGCCAACACGGCGCAGGACGCACGCCACAGCGCUCACUAAGAUCACCAUCAUCUUUAAGAACUGGCGUCAGUGUGUUGAGCAGCAGCUCUACCAGGCCGAGCUGGACGACGUCCCUGCUGCGUUCGCCGACGGCUCCGUGACCAGCGGCGAGCGGCGAGGUCAGCACAGCCUGACGGUGCGGACUCAGAGUCCUGGCCGACACGCGGAGAUCCGAGCGGCUCACAUCGGCACGCUGCUGGUGGUGCGUCAGAGCGGCCGUUCGCUCAUCCUGUCAGUCCGUGCGCCGCGCAGCGUUGUGGAGGCCUUUGGCCCCGAGCAGGACCUGCAGCUGUGUGUUUGGGGCUGCCCCCCCUCCCAGAGGCUCCACACGCCCCCGGACUCCUCGUCUUCCUCCUCCGCCGUCAGCGCCCAGGCCCACUGCGCUGCGCUGCUUCCUGUCCGAGACGUCUACUACCAGGCCUGUGUGUUUGACCUGAUCACCAGCGGAGACCUGAACUCCAGCGCGGCCGCUGUCAGCGCGCUGCAGGACGCCCAAAACAUGAUCUCUGACGUGCAGAGCGUUCACCUGCUGCCUGUCGCCGCCGCCUUGCGACACCAAGCAAGGCUCGACCUGACGCUGCUUCUGCUGGGCAUGCUGGGAACUCUGACCAGAGCUUGAAUCACUGCACACCACACACCUGUGAUCAUGUGACUGCAACAGGCCCUACAUGGCGUCCAGCUGAGCGCAUUGCAUGAUGGGUAGGGAUUUUGUGUUGGAGGCUCAACUGUGUGAGACUUGGAAAUCACCGCCGGUUGGUCCAGUCCCGACGUCCACAUGCUGUGCGGGCUCACGGCGGUCCUGAUGUCCAUGAGGUCCUCUCACUGGGAGAGUCAGUUGUCCUGCUCCAGUCAUCAAAUGGACCGAGUGGAAAAGUCAUGGCUGUAUGACAGAAGUAGAUACCAGACCCAAAGAUGGCACCUGGUCAGUGCGAUGAGAGCUGCUCCCCUGGCACAUACACCAAAGAAGGUUUCUGUCUUCCCAGUUAGGCGGCCCAUUGAGCAUGUGCAGUAGUGUUUCUGCUGCUGGCCCCGCCCGCUGCUUCCCACCCAUAGACUUUACAUUGCGGUGACAUCAGAUGUGAAAUCUUUUACUGAAAGAAAGUUAAGCAAAGAAAGAGUUCUGCUGGACCUUGUUUGUAGUCCCAUGAGACGCAGGGAAAAUUUUGACUCCAAUACCAUGAGUGACCACUGGGGGGGGCAGGAAGUGACCUGUUUUGUUUAUUUAUUGUAUCUCUGCACUUUGAUCCUGUUUCCUGCAGCAUCAGAUGUUUCAUGUGCAGUUUAAGUCAUCAGUCAGGAAAUGAUGUCAUCCCUUAAAUGUGUACUGAUGGCGUUCAUUGUGUCCAUCUCAUGCGGUGAUGGUGGGGUUUCCAUUUCAUCCACUUCAUCAGCGA
Messenger RNA from Scatophagus argus, 2511 nucleotides. It is a transcript of the gene hjv, whose product is annotated as hemojuvelin BMP co-receptor. Gene Ontology annotation, molecular function: coreceptor activity. The transcript has 5 exons. Bases 345 to 1736 code for a protein of 463 amino acids. Gene Ontology annotation, cellular component: plasma membrane. NCBI's taxonomy places the organism in Eukaryota, Metazoa, Chordata, Actinopteri, Scatophagidae. Gene Ontology annotation, biological process: BMP signaling pathway. The record is from RefSeq and is a predicted model, not a curated record.